UGCUGGGGGAUGGGUCGGGCAGUGUGAAAUUAUUACGGCUUGUGUUUUAAUCGUACUUAUUUUCAUUAGGUAAGCACGGUGUUAGUUUUGACUCAGUGCCAUCACAGAAACGCAGAAAGCCAAACACUCCGUUAUUUUAUCCUGUUAGCAAGCGUGUCGCAAAGGUUGUCGCGUUGGCUAAAGUUAGUUGUGUUAGCGGCGGGUAUCUGGUGGAGUAUUUACCGGAUUCAGCCACAUACGGUCCGAACCAUGCGCAGUGUGCAUCUCCUCCUGAUACCCGCACUGCUGCUCUUCCUGGCCUUUCCUGUCUCCAGGGGGCGUUACAACGAUGACUUUGAUGAUGGUGAGGACCUAGCAGACUUCGAUGACAAUGACUUUGCUGAGUUUGAAGACGUGAAUGAUGAUCCAGCAGGUGAGGCAGAAACUGCCCUUCCACAUCGUGUCUCGCUGUCGUCGCAGCCUGAAGAGGAUGAAGAUGAAGAUGAAGCCACUGUGGAGCUCGAGGAUGGUCAGGAUGGCUUUGAGGACUCCGAGACACAGGAUCAAGACAUAUACAGCAGAUAUGACCAGGAGGAGUUUGAGGGAAUUGGAGACAUGGAAAAGACAAGCCACUCAAUGAAGGACCCCCUCAUAAUCCACACGGUUCCUCCACAUCUGCAGAACAGCUGGGAGAGUUACUACAUGGAGAUCCUGAUGGUGACUGGCCUGUUGGCCUACAUCAUGAACUAUAUCAUUGGCAAGAACAAGAACAGCCGCCUCGCGCAGGCCUGGUUCAACUCACACAGAGAACUUCUGGAGAGCAACUUUGCACUAGUGGGCGACGAUGGCACCAGUAAAGAAGCAGUGAGCACCGGGAAGCUGAAUCAGGAAAAUGAACACAUCUACAACCUGUGGUGCUCUGGGCGUGUGUGCUGUGAAGGCAUGCUGAUCCAACUCAAGUUUCUUAAGAGGCAGGACCUGCUUAACGUUCUGGCCAGGAUGAUGAGGCCUGCCUGUGACCAAGUGCAAAUCAAAGUGACUCUUAAUGACGAGGACAUGGACACUUUUGUGUUUGCUGUGGGCACCAAGAAGGCCAUGGCCAGACUUCAGAAGGAGAUGCAGGACUUGAGUGAGUUCUGCGGUGACAAGCCUAAGUCCGGGGCCAAGUAUGGGCUCCCAGACUCCCUGGCUAUUCUUAGUGAGAUGGGCGAGGUCACAGAUGGGGUGAUGGACAACAAGAUGGUACAUUAUAUCACCAACCACGCCGACAAGAUUGAGUCCAUCCAUUUCUCGGACCAAUUUUCUGGUCCAAAAGUUAUGCAAGAGGAGGGUCAGCCCUUAAAGCUGCCUGACACCAAGAAGACACUGCUGUUUACAUUUAAUGUGCCUGGAAUGGGCAACACCUCUCCCAAAGACAUGGACAGUCUGCUUCCUCUCAUGAACAUGGUGAUCUACAGCAUUGAUAAAGUCAAGAAACUCCGUCUCAACAGAGAGGGCAAACAGAAAGCUGACAGAAACCGGGCCAGGGUGGAGGAGAACUUCCUGAAGCAGACUCACGCUCAGCGACAGGAGGCAGCGCAGACUCGCCGGGAGGAGAAGAAGAGAGCCGAGAAGGAGAGGAUCAUGAAUGAGGAGGACCCAGAGAGACAACGUCGUCUUGAGGAAGCAGCUCAGCGACGUGAGCAGAAGAAGAUUGAGAAGAAGCAGAUGAAGAUGAAGCAGAUCAAAGUGAAAGCCAUGUGAAACACUACCAUAGGGAUACAGGCACACAUGAAAGCAGUGCUCAGAUCAGUUUUCUCCAGCUUCUCCCACCACAGCUCUGGCUCACAGUCACUCCAGCUCCAGACAGACAUCCUGUGCCUCUGGGUGUGUCACGCUUAGCUGUUUGUUUCACCACCUGCUCCAUUUGGUGUGGCUAAACCUUAAUGACUGUGAGUGGAAGUGUGUGUGUCAAAUGAGAGGGACAUUUUCACCAUCAAAUCUGUCGCCACAAUUCACACUAGGAUUUUUUUUUUUUCUUUUUUCUCUAAAACUGUCUUCUCAAAAUCAAUCAAAGCUCUGUUUGAAAGCUGUGUAGCUCGGUGAACUUUUUAAACUUAAUUUGCUGGGAAGGAACACACUAUUUGGUGGUAUCAAGCCACAUUUUAAAAGAAAUGAAAGCAUUGCUGUUUCAUUGGAAAUGUAUUAACAUUAAUAUAAUCUUAAAUGAUACUAUCGGGGAAAUUUUAUUUUAUAUCUGCGAUGAGUUUGGUUCCUUGCAGGCUGUUUAUAAUGCAUAUCUGAGCAAACAUAAUAAAAUGCACUGGAGUCUGUUGGAAAA
Messenger RNA from Xiphias gladius (swordfish), 2299 nucleotides. RefSeq names its product coiled-coil domain containing 47 (gene ccdc47). NCBI's taxonomy places the organism in Eukaryota, Metazoa, Chordata, Actinopteri, Istiophoriformes, Xiphiidae. Gene Ontology annotation, biological process: endoplasmic reticulum calcium ion homeostasis. Gene Ontology annotation, molecular function: calcium ion binding. The transcript is spliced from 13 exons. The record is from RefSeq and is a predicted model, not a curated record. Bases 250 to 1722 code for a protein of 490 amino acids. Gene Ontology annotation, cellular component: endoplasmic reticulum.